Molecule: messenger RNA, 3012 nt
Organism: Lathyrus sativus (Indian pea)
Lineage: Eukaryota; Viridiplantae; Streptophyta; Magnoliopsida; Fabales; Fabaceae
Source: the annotation of a GenBank genome assembly
AUGGAAUCAGAAGCAUCUAUGUCAUUUUCAGCUGCGUCUCUUGUGGAAGACGUACUUCAACAACACGGUCAUCGCCUCAAAGAUCUUGAUUUAGAAUUUAGAAAAGCAGAAGAAGCUGCAUCUAGAAGAUAUGAAGCGGCUGGGUGGUUGAGAAAAAUGAUCGGAGUUGUUGCUGCUAAAGAUUUACCAGCAGAGCCAUCUGAAGAAGAGUUUAGGCUUGUUUUGAGAAGUGGAAUUAUCUUAUGUAAUGCUAUUAAUAAGGUUCAAUCUGGAGCUAUUCCUAAGGUUGUGGAGAGUCCUAUUGAUUCUGCACUGAUCCCCAAUGGAGCACCAUUAUCGGCUUAUCAAUAUUUUGAAAAUGUGAGAAAUUUUAUGGUGGCCAUACAAGAAAUUGGACUUCCUACCUUUGAGCCAUCUGAUCUGGAACAAGGUGGAAAAUCAUCCAGGAUUGUGAAUUGCGUUUUGGCUCUUAAGAACUACUGUGAAUGGAAACAGAAUGGCGCAAAUGGUGCGUGGAAAUUUGGUGGAAAUCCCAAACCUACUAUUUCUGCUAAAUCUUUUGUGAGAAAAAACUCGGACCCGUUCACUAAUUCCUUGUCAAGGACCUCUUCAAUCAAUGAAAAAACUCUGGUUACUCUUAAUUCUGAUAUUGAGUCUAGUAAAAUGCCUGGUUCCCUUUCUUUGAGUAAGCUUGUUCGUUCUAUUCUGUCAGAUAAAAAGCCAGAAGAAAUUCCAAUGUUGGUUGAAUCUGUUUUGAAUAAGGUUGUUGAGGAGUUUGAACACCGUAUUGCAAGCCAAGGUGAACAGACAAAAAUUACACUAAGAGAUCAUGUUUCUCAAAGAAACGGAUCUGCCUCAAAGUUUGUCGUGGCAGAUAAAAAGGUGGAGAACAAAAUUCAUAAAAAUCAUGUGGCUGCUGAGGAAUUGCAAAGCCAACACCUUAAAGAGAAAAUGCUUUUUGACCAACAGCAAAGAGACAUUCAAGAGCUAAAGCUUACUCUUCACACGACAAAAGCUGGUAUGCAGUUCAUGCAAAUGAAAUUUCGUGAUGAAUUUUCCAAUCUUGGAAUGCAUAUUCACAGCUUAGCUCAGGCUGCUUCUGGAUAUCAUAGAGUUCUGGAAGAAAAUCGCAAACUAUACAAUGAAGUUCAAGAUCUAAAAGGAAGUAUUAGGGUAUAUUGUCGAAUAAGACCCUUCUUUCCUGGACAACCAAACCAAUUGAGCGCAGUAGAAAGUAUAGAAGAUGGAACCAUCACAGUUAGUAUUCCUCCGAGGAAUGGAAAAGGACAAAGAUCCUUCAACUUUAACAAAGUAUUUGGACCAUCUGCCACCCAAGCGGAGGUAUUCCUGGAUAUGCAACCACUUAUUAGAUCUGUUCUUGAUGGUUAUAAUGUCUGCAUAUUUGCAUAUGGCCAAACAGGAUCAGGAAAAACUUACACAAUGACCGGACCAAAAGAGAUCACAGAUAAAAGUCAAGGGGUAAAUUACAGGGCUCUAAGCGAUUUGUUUUUUAUAGCCGAUCAAAGAAAGGACACUUUUCACUAUGAUGUUUGUGUUCAAAUGAUUGAAAUUUAUAAUGAGCAAGUCAGGGAUCUAUUGGUCACUCAUGGAACAAACAAAAAAUUAGAAAUUCAUAGCAGCUCUCACAAAGGGCUCAGUGUGCCAGAUGCAAGCCUUGUCCCAGUGUCAUCAACUACUGAUGUUAUCGAACUAAUGAACCUCGGGCACAGGAACCGUGCAGUUGGAGCAACGGCCCUUAACGACCGCAGUAGUCGAUCUCAUAGUUGCUUGACUGUUCAUGUUCAAGGAAGAGAUUUGGCAUCCGGAGCUACCAUCCGUGGAUGCAUGCAUUUGGUUGACUUAGCAGGAAGUGAGAGGGUAGAUAAAUCAGAGGCCACUGGAGAUAGACUAAAAGAGGCACAACAUAUUAACAAAUCUUUAUCAGCUUUGGGCGAUGUCAUAGCUUCUCUGGCUCAUAAAAACACACACAUACCUUAUAGAAAUAGUAAACUAACACAAUUGCUCCAAGAUUCACUUGGAGGACAAGCUAAGACCCUGAUGUUUGUUCACAUAAGUCCAGAAAGUGAUGCAGUUGGAGAAACAAUUAGUACUUUAAAAUUUGCCGAAAGAGUUGCGACAGUUGAACUUGGUGCUGCUCGAGUAAAUAAAGAUAGUGCAAAUGUUAAAGAGCUCAAAGAACAGAUUGCCAGCCUUAAAGUAGCACUGGCAAAAAAAGAAGGGGAAUCAGAACAUUCUUUUUCUGGAAGCUCUGAAAAAUAUAGAAUUAAGACUGAGCUAUCCCCUUAUCAUUUAAAUCAGCCGGUUGUAGACUCAGGCGACCAACUUGGUUACAGGCGACCAAUGGUUGAAGUUGGCAACAUAGAGCUUCAGAGUAAAACCAUUUUGAGACAGAAAACUAAAAGUGUUGAUUUUGACGAGAUAUCAGUAAAUUCACCACCCUGGCCCCCAAUAAAUAGUCUUGUACAAAAUGACAUUGAGGAUGAGAAAGAAACCGGUUCCGGAGAAUGGGUUGAUAAGGUAAUGGUAAACAAACUAGAAGCAAACAAAACUGACAACAACCUCUUGGGUUGUUGGCAAGAAAGCAAUGGAAACUUAUCCGACGCCUUUUAUCAAACGUAUCUCCAAGAUUCUUCCAAAAUGUAUUCAGAACAGUCCUAUAACAUGUUCAUGGGAGGUGACCAGUUUAAUAGCAUUAUGGCUUCAGAUGAUAACAUGGAUGAGAUUGAUGCCGCAACCAGUGAUUCCUCAGAACCUGACUUGCUUUGGCAAUUCAAUCAUUCUAGACUUACUGGUUUGACCAAUGGAAUUGGAUCAAAGUCUAUUAUGAAAUCCGUCUCAAAGCCAACAAAAAGCCCACAAUUAAGCAAGAGUUUUGUUCAAUCUUCUCUUGGUCCUUCACCUUCAUUGAAACAAUCAAAAGUUGUCUCAAAUAAGACAGGAAGGAGUCCAGCUCCGGUUGACAUGAAACGUAAAAUUGGGGGUAGAAAGUGA